This is a messenger RNA of Aspergillus steynii IBT 23096, 821 nucleotides long. RefSeq names its product O-methyltransferase. The record is from RefSeq and is a predicted model, not a curated record. Gene Ontology annotation, molecular function: O-methyltransferase activity. The transcript has 2 exons. The coding region runs from base 35 to 778 and encodes 247 amino acids. Lineage: Eukaryota; Fungi; Ascomycota; Eurotiomycetes; Eurotiales; Aspergillaceae.
AACCCAAUAACCAGACAAACCAACCAACACCAAAAUGACCAACCCCCUCUCCCUCCCCCCUCAAAUCCACUCCCUCCUCUCCACCCUCCACGCCAAAUCCCUCGCCCAAGAAGCCGCCCUCCCUUCCUCCACCUUCUCCCCCUCCUCCCGGGCGGACCGCACCUCCUUCGACGCCCUCAUGUCCGACAAAUUCAUCGCCCUGGACCAGGACAAAUGCGAAUUCGUAUACCAGACCCUGCGCGCCUCGGGCGCCACCACCGUCGUCGAAGCGGGGACGAGUUAUGGCGUUAGUACGAUUUAUCUAGCGUUGGGGGUGUUGGCCAACCUUCAAGCUAAAGACAAUGCCAACGGCAACGGUAGUGGACAGGGACAGGGACAGGGAGUGGGUAAAGGGAAGGUGGUCGCGACGGAGAAAGAGCCCGGCAAGGCGGCGCUGGCGAGGGAGUAUUGGACUCAGGCGGGGAGGGAUGUCGCGGGGGUGAUUGAGUUGAGGGAGGGCGAUUUGCGGGAGACGUUGACUAGCGGGGGGUAUGGUGAGGAGGUUGGCGAGGAGGGGGUUGGGUUGGUGUUGUUGGAUAUCUGGACGCCGAUGGCUCUCCCCGCCCUCAAGGCGGUUCAGGAUAAGUUGAAGCCUGGAGCGGUCAUCAUCGCGGAUAAUACGCUGAUGGCGAAGGAUGGGUAUCAGGAGUUGUUUGAGUAUGUGGAUCAAGAGGGGGGUCCGUUUAAGAGGAUCACGCUGCCGUAUAAGGGGGGGAUGGAUAUGAUUGUUUACAAGUGAUUUGACUUGCUGGAUGGACCACUUCCGGGAGAAAGUAAAUUAG